This is a messenger RNA of Ananas comosus (pineapple), 827 nucleotides long. Its product is annotated as neural Wiskott-Aldrich syndrome protein-like. The transcript has 2 exons. Bases 55 to 516 code for a protein of 153 amino acids. The record is from RefSeq and is a predicted model, not a curated record. Lineage: Eukaryota; Viridiplantae; Streptophyta; Magnoliopsida; Poales; Bromeliaceae.
UUCGCUUUCUCUCUCCCCCUCUCUCCCCCUCUCUCCCAUUCUCUCUCCUCACUCAUGGCGCCAUUAGCAUUCCCUCCACCCACCCUUCCUGCAGCAAUCCUCCCCGCCACUGAAGCGGGGAGAGGUGGCGGCGGCCCCCCGCCGCCCAGGCCUCCAUCAUCCGCCGCCGCUCCUCCUCCUCCUCCUGAGGAACCGAAAAAAGUUUUCUGGCCUUUCUUUUUAAAAUGGCGUGAGGAGGAGAAAAGAAAACCUGACAAAGUUUCUUUUCCGCGAGCUACAUCAUUUCCGACACUGAGGCUCCUCAAUGGGUUGCCCAUCGUUGAGGGUGCAAUCUAUUCCCCUCCUCCUCCUCCCGAAUGGGGGGGCGGGGAGAAGAAGGAGAGAUCCCCUCCCGAGGAGCGGCGCGGCGAAGAAAAACAGGCUGAUAGAGUUUCUUUCCCACAAUCGUCUGCUUUUCCAACACUGAGGUUGGGCGACGAUUCCGCUGUAGUCAAGGUUCUGAAAGGCAAACCCUAGGCCUUUUCUAUAUUGCUUGAUUCAUAGUUUAGGUUUUAUGAACAUUCUUUUCGAUCCCCAUUUCUUUUAUUCGUUUCUCCAUUUUCUCUCUUGCGCGUGUUGUCUACGGUGGAAAAAGGGCAACACAGGGGUUGAAUGCCCUAGCCCGAGCGCAAUGAGGUGAGGUCAGAGCAGCGUUCACUCUUUUCUUUUAAACUCAAGAUUGCUUUUCAUUUUUGGGGAUGAGAGACGAGACCUCAACGACCUAUCUCAGUACUUAACAUUCCUCUUAUAUCAGUGUACGAUUCUUUGCAUUUUUGUAGAUAUCGAAU